GUAUCUGCGAAGUUGGGUUUUUCUCCCUUUGGUCGGAUAGAUGAAAACAUUGUCAUUGUGGUGGUUUGGGGUUGUUUAGAAAAGGUCCUUGUGAUUUUUGGAUAUUGUGUGAAAAAAUUCCGUCAUGCUGAAGGCAACAGCGAAGAGUACAAUCGGGUUUGGAUCCCUGAUAAUGAAGAAGUUUGGCAGUCUGCAGAAAUCACAAAAAACUACAAAGCUGGAGACCGUUUUCUCCAUGUGCAAUUAGAAGAUGGAACUGAACUGAAUUACCCUGUUGAUCCAACUGCUUUGCCACCACUACGAAAUCCUGACAUACUUGUUGGUGAAAAUGAUCUUACUGCACUUAGUUAUCUCCAUGAACCAGCUGUUCUACACAAUCUUAAAGUUCGUUUUGUGGAGUCUAAGCUUAUCUACACCUAUAGUGGAAUAAUUUUGGUUGCAAUAAACCCCUAUAAACAGUUGCCGAUAUAUGGAGAUGCUAUUAUCCAUGCAUACAGUGGACAAAACAUGGGGGACAUGGAUCCACAUAUAUUUGCUGUGGCAGAAGAAGCAUACAAGCAAAUGGCAAGAAAUAACAAAAAUCAGUCUAUUAUAGUCAGUGGAGAAUCAGGAGCUGGAAAGACUGUGUCUGCGAGAUACACUAUGAGAUACUUCGCCACUGUGAGUAAGUCCAGCAGCAAUGCACAUGUGGAGGAUAAAGUACUGGCAUCCAAUCCAAUAACUGAGGCUGUUGGCAAUGCAAAAACGACACGGAACGAUAAUAGCAGUCGAUUUGGAAAAUACACUGAAAUCAGUUUUGAUCAGAGUUACCAAAUCAUUGGAGCCAACAUGAGAACAUACCUGCUUGAGAAAUCCAGAGUUGUCUUUCAGUCAGAGAAUGAGAGAAACUACCAUAUAUUUUAUCAGUUAUGUGCAUCUGCUAUGCAACCUGAAUUUAAGCAUCUUAAAUUGGGAAGUGCAGAAGAAUUUACCUACACAAGAAUGGGUGGAAGCACCGUAAUAGAAGGAGUUGAUGACAGAGCAAAUAUGGUGGAGACUCAGAAGACAUUUGCCUUACUGGGUCUGAAGGAGGAUUUUCAGAUGGAUGUUUUUAAAAUGCUGGCGGCAAUCCUACACUUAGGCAAUGUGGAAAUAACAGCUGUUGGAGAUGAAAGAUCAUCUAUCAGCCUGGAAGAUAAACAUCUCAAUACAUUCUGUGAACUUCUGGAUUUAAACUGUGACAAAAUGGCACAAUGGUUGUGCCACCGAACAAUUAUCACUACCUCAGAGACUGUAAUAAAGCCAAUGACAAGAGCUCAGGCUGUAAAUGCAAGGGAUGCUCUGGCAAAGAAGAUCUAUUCUCAUUUAUUUGACUUUAUUGUGGAAAGAAUUAACCAAGCUUUGCAGUUCUCUGGCAAACAACAUACUUUUAUUGGCGUUUUGGACAUAUAUGGCUUUGAAACGUUUGAUGUGAACAGUUUUGAACAGUUUUGCAUCAAUUAUGCUAAUGAAAAACUGCAACAGCAAUUCAACCUGCAUGUCUUUAAACUUGAACAAGAAGAAUAUAUGAAGGAAGAUAUCCCGUGGACUUUAAUAGACUUCUAUGACAACCAGCCUGUCAUUGACCUUAUUGAAGCUAAAAUGGGAAUUUUAGAACUUCUGGAUGAAGAGUGCUUGUUACCUCAUGGAACAGACGAAAACUGGCUUCAAAAGCUAUACAAUAAUUUUGUCAAUAAAAAUGCACUCUUUGAAAAGCCAAGGAUGUCAAGCACAUCUUUCAUCAUUCAACACUUUGCUGAUAAGGUAGAAUAUAAAUGUGAAGGAUUUCUGGAAAAAAACAGAGAUACAGUACAUGAAGUAUUGGUUGAAAUCUUGAGAGAGAGCAAGGUUUGUGAACAAAACAAUCUGGUGUCCGUUUCACCUUUCCGUUCAACUUUAAACAUCAAACCUGCAAGACCUGUUCUCAAGUCACCUAACAGACAGCUCCGGAUGACUGUUGGCAGUAAGUUCCGGAGUUCUUUGUCUUUACUUAUGGUGACACUCAAUGCAACCACCCCUCAUUAUGUACGAUGCAUAAAGCCAAAUGAUGAGAAGUUGCCUUUUGAGUUUUAUUCAAAAAGAGUGGCUCAGCAACUGCGAGCAUGUGGUGUUUUGGAAACUAUUCGGAUUAGUGCACAGAGCUACCCAUCCAGGUGGACUUACAUUGAGUUUUUCAGCCGUUACAGCAUUCUUAUGACACAGCAGGAACUCUCCAUAAGCGAUAAGAAGCAGAUUUGCAAGAUUGUUUUGCAUCGGCUAAUCCAGGAUCAUAACCAGUAUCAGUUUGGAAGAACAAAAAUUUUCUUCAGAGCAGGACAGGUUGCUUACUUAGAAAAACUGCGAUCAGAUAAACUGAGACACGCAUGCAUCAUGAUCCAAAAGAGUAUUCGAGGCUGUCUGCAGCGAAAGAAAUUCCUUCGCAUAAAACAAGCAGCUAUUAUAAUACAGCAGUAUUUCCGGGGGCAGCGGACUGUACGGCAAGCUAUAACUGCAAGAACGCUGAAGCAAACAUGGGCAGCUAUAAUUAUUCAGAAAUACUGUCGGGGUUACCUGGUCCGUAGACUUUGCCAGCUUAUCCAUGUGGCUGCUGUAACAAUUCAAGCUUAUACAAGAGGAUUUCUAGCAAGAAAAAAAUAUCGGAAGAUGCUUGAAGAACACAAGGCUGUGAUCCUUCAGAAAUAUGCCCGUGCGUGGCUGGCUAGGCGCAGAUUUCAGAAUAUUCGGCGGUUUGUAUUGAAUAUCCAACUUUCAUACAGAGUUCAGCAACUGCAGAAAAAGAUAGAAGAACAGAGUAGAGAAAAUCAUGGUUUGCUGGAACGACUGACCAGUCUGGCUUCAACUCAUAUGAAUGACGUGGAUACAAUCCAGAAACUCGAAUUAGAUCUUGAAAAGUUAACAGCUCAAAAGCGAACAUAUGAAGAGAAGGUGAAAAAAUAUAAAGAGGACAGUGAACAGAAAAUCUUAAAACUUGAGAAUCAAAAUAAAGAAUUACAAGAACAGAAAGAGACCUUAGAAAUAAAACUCGAAGAAAAAACUGAGGAAAUGAAAGAGAAAAUGGAUGACCUCACGAAGCAACUCUUCAAUGAUGUACAAAAAGAAGAAAGUCAGAGAAUGAUACUUGAGAAAAAUUUCCAAAAUCAGAAGCAGGACUAUGAAAAGCAGAUUGAAUUGCUCAAGGGAGAAAUUAAGAUUCUGAAAGAAGAAAAAACUCAGCUGCAACAUCAAAUUCAGCAAGAAAUUGUCAUUCAGGAUGGCUUGAAAAUGGAAGUAGGACAACUUACAAAACAAGCACAGAAAAUACCUGAGUUGCAAAAGGAACUUGAACUGCUGCAGACACAGAAAUUGGAUGUUGAAAAGCAGGCCCAGUCACAAAAGAGAGAAUUGAGGGAAAAGAUGUCAGAAGUUACAAAACAGCUUCUUGAAAGUUACGAUUUUGAAGAUGUAAGAAGCAGACUCUCUAUGGAGGAUUUGGAACACUUAAAUGAGGAUGGAGAACUGUGGUUUGCUUACGAGGGCUUGAAAAAAGCUACAAGAGUAUUGGAAGGUCAUUUCCAGUCUCAGAAAGAAAUAUAUGAAAAGGAGAUUGAAGGUUUGAACUUCAAAGUUGAACAUCUUAGCCAAGAUAUUAAUCAUCUACAAAAAUUAUUUAGAGAGGAAAAUGACAUAAAUGAUGGUAUUCGACUUGAAGUUAGCAGGCUAACUUCAGAAAACCUGGUGAUCCCAGAUCUUAAACAGCAAGUUUCUGAACUUGAAAAUCAAAAAUUAGAUCUUGAAAAUCGUCUCCAAGAAAUGACCCUAAAGUUGAAAGGUAAAGUACCAGUCAUUCAGUUCUAUGGUUUGGAUGUCUGCAAGUGUAUUCAAAUAAAUGAGGCACAGAAUGAAACAGGCAUAAAAGAAGAAGACAGAAUGAAAGUCACAACCCAAGAAAUUGAGGGGCUGGGGAAUGGUUUGAUGCAAGAUGAAAUCCAGGAUGAAGUAAAAAGCAAGAUGAAGCAAGAAACAACUCGACUUACUGUGGAAAACAUGGAUCUUGAAGAAAAGCUAGACAUGAAAGAUAGAAUAAUAAAAAAAUUGGAAGAUCAGAUCAAAACUCUUACCAAGCCUAUUGAAAAAACUGAAACUCGUGUGCCAACUUUGUCCAAGGAGUACAUUGGAAUGAUGGAGUAUAAAAAAGAGGAUGAAGAAAGGAUCAUUCGAAACCUGAUCCUCGAUUUAAAGCCACGUGGAGUUGUAGUUAAUAUGAUACCUGGCCUUCCAGCUCACAUCCUAUUUAUGUGUGUGAGGUAUGCAGAUUAUCUGAAUGAUGCUGACAUGCUGAAAUCUUUCAUGAAUGUUACCAUUGAUGGUAUCAAACAAGUUGUUAAGGAAUUUAUGAAGUGUAACACUCCACGUCAGAAUAAGAACUGUUUGAAGCACUUCGAUCUCUCAGAAUACAGACAAAUUCUUAGUGAUUUGGCCAUUCGUAUCUAUCACCAAUUCAUUACUGUAAUGGAGAACAACAUUCAGCCCAUGAUCGUACCAGGCAUGCUGGAAUAUGAAAGUCUUCAGGGAAUUUCUGGCUUGAAACCUACAGGGUUCCGUAAACGUUCUUCUAGUAUAGACGACACAGAUACCUACACAAUGACCUCUAUCCUGCAACAGCUCAGCUAUUUUUAUAGUACUAUGUGCCAGAAUGGCUUGGACUCUGAGCUUCUAAAGCAGGCAGUGAAGCAGCUUUUCUUUCUGAUUGGCGCUAUCACCCUCAAUAGUCUCUUCCUCCGCAAGGACAUGUGCUCUUGUAGAAAAGGAAUGCAGAUAAGAUGUAAUAUCAGCUACUUGGAAGAAUGGCUUAAGGACAAGAAUCUUCAAAGCAGCAAUGCCAAAGAAACUUUGGAACCUCUAUCUCAAGCAGCCUGGCUCCUUCAGGUCAAAAAGAUCACAGAUGACGAUGCCAAGGAAAUAUGUGAACACUGCACAUCUCUUUCUACUGUGCAGAUAGUUAAGAUUCUCAACUCAUACACUCCGAUAGACGAUUUUGAGAAAAGAGUAACUCCAUCAUUUGUUCGUAAAGUCCAGGCUAUGCUAAACAAUCGUGAGGAAGUUCCACAGUUGAUGGUCGAUACCAAAUAUCUCUUUCAACGCUCUCGAACCACAAAGAUGUGUGACCAGACCUUUUUAGCAAUUGUAUUUGGUCCAUGUGACAAGUGCUCCAAAGAGAAGCCCCUUAGGGCUGUUUACAUCAAAUCAGAACAACUCAGCUACUGCUCGCUAUGUGUGGAAAUG
Phaethon lepturus (White-tailed tropicbird) is the source of this 5280-nucleotide messenger RNA. RefSeq names its product myosin VC (gene MYO5C). Lineage: Eukaryota; Metazoa; Chordata; Aves; Phaethontiformes; Phaethontidae. Gene Ontology annotation, cellular component: actin cytoskeleton; myosin complex; cytoplasm. The record is from RefSeq and is a predicted model, not a curated record. The annotation marks the transcript as partial. Gene Ontology annotation, molecular function: microfilament motor activity; actin filament binding; ATP binding. Gene Ontology annotation, biological process: vesicle transport along actin filament; actin filament organization. The transcript is spliced from 41 exons.